GAAACGCGGGGUUCGCGCGAUCGGCACACCUGUCGGCGGCGGCCGACCGAUUCACGCACCGCCGGUGCGUUCGCCGAACGUUUCGCCGUCGCCCGAAUUGCGACAGUUUCGGUUUUUCGGACGCGCACCGGUGUGCGGUACGGUCGGCCGGCCGAAUAUCGCGGCCGUCUAAUCAAUUCCGCGCCAGUCCGCCGCACCGCGCCCCGCCCAUCGGUACCGCGACCUGGGAGAUUGAUACCGCGAGUGAUGCGUGAAAACUGCGAAUGACGACGAUCUCCGUAGAUCACGGACGGCGGUGGAUCCAGUGACGAGUCAUCCGGUUGUUCGAAACGUGCGCACCGUUUUCUUCACGUCUUUUCCGGUUUGCUGCUGCGUUUUUCGCCGGUUCUACCGUUUCACCGUCCCGUCGUCGACCGCUCAUCGGCAUCGGCAUGAACUCCGCCCCGUCGUAGUGGUCAUGCGUCGCGUCGCCACCAGGUACGCUAUCCCAACGCCGUUUCUGUCCCUCGUCUCCCGGUACUGUUGGGACGUCGGGCGUCUCCACAGGUCCGCAUAGCUGCCGCCGACACGAUUGGUACGAGAGAGUGAGUGCGUGCACGCAUCACGACUGUAAUAUUGUUUCGAUCGUGUUUGCACACCGUCGACCACUGUCGGCGAUUCAUCGUUACAUCAAUGGUUUACACAACGUUUCUCGAGGUGCGAAUCACCAGACCGUUCGAUUGAUUACCAUAGGAUAAUGUACAAUAUUUAUUUGCACUAUGACUACCAAGAAUGAAAAUUCAAUAAACUGUAAUAGUUCUCAAAAUGAAACCAAAGGACGUCAGAAUAGUGAUAGAAAUACUGUAAAGAAAAUUCCAAAAAUGGAUUUAAAUAAGUCUGAUUUAUUAAAGCUUUUAAGCUAUUUAGAGGGUGAACUUCAAGCAAGAGAUAUUGUUAUUGCAACUUUAAAGUGUGAAAAAGUACAAUGUAUGUUAAGAAACAGAGGUAGUGAUCGUGUUGUCAAAGAUCCAUUAGCAGCUUUACAACGUGAUUGCUUUGCUACCUUUGAAACAAAUAAUGAUAGUCUUUCAUAUCAACAGUUAGGAUCGCUUGAAAAUCUUGUAUUACAGCAAAGAAGAACUCAUUUAAGGAUAGCAAAUGUCUUAAAAGAUAAUCAAGUUAUGCAUCGAAAGAUAUUAGAUCUAGAGCGAUUAAAAAAACAACAAUUACAAUAUGAAUACAAAAAAUUGCACAAUACUUUUGAAGAAGAACGAUUAAAACACAAACAAAUCGUAUUUUUUUUACUAGCUGAGAGAAAAAAAAUUGUAAUGAAAUAUAUUGAAGAAAGAAAACGUUCUGAAGAUCUUGGACAAAUAUUAAGUGAAGAAAAAAGUAAAAUUGAUUCAAUGGCUGAAGGGCUGGAAGAAGAAAGUAAAAAGUCAUUACAGAUGGAAGCAGAAUUAGAAAAACAAUUGGCUUUAUUUGAUACUGAAAGUAAAAAGAUGAUGGCAGCUUUAAGUUCAGAAGAAAAAAAAACAUGUGCUUUAGAAGCGGAAUUGGCAAAAUGUCGAAAUGAGAUUAUUUCAUUAGAAAAAGAACUAAGUGAAGCACUUCAUAAUAAUUUGAUGGAGCUUUCCAGUAAAUCUUCAGGUGUAAGAGUUAUGUCUUCACCUAGUGAUCCAAUAACAAGUAGUGUCGCUAAAGUGGUCCAACCUACAGCAACUGCAUCUAGCGUUCGAGUUUCUGGUCCAAUGACUGGAAUUGCUCGAUCAGUAAAUCCUGGUCAAAGUCUGCGUUGUUUGAAACCAGUUAGUGGUAAAACUAACGAUAUACAGGUAGAUAAACUUCAAGACGACGAAGAUUGUUCUACACCUUUAGACACCAUUAAAAAACAUCCCAUUUCUUUUGGUCGUAGUAUUCAGUCAGAGUCUGGAUCAACUAGUACAGUCAAAAAAUCAUUGUUUGGUAUUCAACGUAACAUGUCGGUCCCUAAUACAGCCGAAAGCAAUAUUCCUGGAUUAAUUAAGAAACAAAUAACAACUGUGGGACGUGGGACACCACCUCCAGUACCUCCUAAUAAGCCAAUUAUACCACCAAAAAAGGAUUUAAUAUCAUUCAUUAAAAAGACAUCAGUUGCUGAUAAUACUGCUUCUACUGCUGAAAAAGAUCAAAAAGACUCUCAACUUAGGCAUAAUAAUUUGUUGCCUAAUGAAAUUGUUUCUGUAGAUAAGCCAGAUGAAAUGGUAAAAAAUUAGACAUCAAGAAUCCAUAACCAUAAUCCGCGAAUUAAACUUCGUAUAAAAAUCAUAUUUUUAUACAUGUGUUUGCUUGACAAGACUUUAAUUGUAUUCUCAAAAUAGAUAAGUAGUAAAUUUUAGUGAAUAUAAAUAAUAGUAAGUUUAUAUUAAUCAUAUUUUACUGUUAAAUACUUCUUAUUGAAUGUAACAAAUAAUCAUUUGAGAUUGAUUUAUUUCAUAAUUGGGUUAUUACGAUAGUUUUAUUUUAAUUGUACUUAAUUAAUUUAAUAUUACAAAUUAUUUCUUGGCGUACUAAAUAUCAAAAAGUUCCUAGACCGUGCAUCUUAUAUAACUUGGUAAUCAAGGCAAGCUUUAAAAUUAAAUGAUAUUCUAAAAAUUAUGGUUGAUAAUAUAAUGUAAGAAUUAUGUCUUGCAUUUUAUAGUUGUUAUCAAAGUAUAUAGUACACUGCUCAUAUUCUGUUAACUUGAUUUUAUGUUGUACAAUUAUGAAAAUAAUUAGUCUUAAAUUUUAAGGUGUGUUAUUUAAAACAUGAAAUGCUUUACACUUUAUAUUUAAAAUAUAACAUCAUAAUAAAUUUUAAACUCAUUAAAUAACAUAAUUGUUAUUGUAUUAAAGGUUUUGACUCAAAUACUUUGGACAAGUUACCAUAAAAAUGAAUUAUAAAAUUACAUCUUUAAAUUAUUAUCUUUCAAAUAAUAUGAUGACAUGGUUAAAUUAUAAUCUUAGAUCAGCUUUGUGAAUUUAAAUGUUGGUGGUAAUAUAAACUUAAACUACAUAUUAUUACUAUGAAAAUAUAUGUAUUUAACUGCGUUUGUAUAUUGCCACAACGGUCAUUGUAAAUCGCGCGCUUUAUAUCAGCUCAUGACACAUAAUGUUACUAAUAUAAGUAGAGUAUGAGUUUAAGGUCUGUCAUUAUAAUACAUAUUGUUAUUUUAAAUAGUACAUCAAAAUAA
Messenger RNA from Rhopalosiphum padi (bird cherry-oat aphid), 3191 nucleotides. RefSeq names its product CTTNBP2 N-terminal-like protein (gene Naus). The transcript has 10 exons. The coding region runs from base 759 to 2234 and encodes 491 amino acids. Lineage: Eukaryota; Metazoa; Arthropoda; Insecta; Hemiptera; Aphididae. The record is from RefSeq and is a predicted model, not a curated record.